CUUUGGCGAUCCGUAAUCAUUCCGAAGCUUUUCCACAGGCAAACAGUCGCCUGCCAUCCGCCAACGCGAUUAGACAUUUGAAGGGAAACACUUUUCAUUAAACGCACAUUGAGAUCGCCAUUCGAGAUGCGCUCCCUUUGGCUGCUGCUCGGCUUGGGCCUGCUGGCUGUGAGCCACGUCCAGGCCUCCAUGGAGUUUGACCAGGAUCUGCUGGAUGAGGACCUCGAUGAGGACGAGGAGGAGUUCCUGCGCCUGCUGGAGGAGAAGAGCAGGAUCAAUGACAUUGAGCGCGAGAACGAGAUAGCCUCCAGGCUGGCCGAAGUGCAUCACAAUCUACUCAAUCCCGUCGUCGAGGUGGAUCCGUGCGAGACGAUGAGCUGCGGAGCCGGCCGCAUCUGCCAGAUGCAGGAGGAGAAGCCCAAGUGCGUGUGCAUCCUGGAGUGCCCCGAGGAGGUGGACACCCGCCGCCUGGUCUGCACCAACACCAACGAGACCUGGCCGUCGGACUGCUCCGUGUACCAACAGCGCUGCUGGUGCGACAGCGGAGAGCCCGGCUGCACCAAUCCGGACAACGCGCACAUGCACAUCGACUACUACGGCGCUUGCCACGAGCCCAGAAGCUGCGAGGGCGAGGACCUGAAAGACUUCCCCAGGCGUAUGCGCGACUGGCUGUUCAACGUGAUGCGCGACCUGGCCGAGCGCGACGAGCUGACCGAGCACUACAUGCAGAUGGAGCUGGAGGCGGAGACCAACAACUCGCGUCGCUGGUCGAACGCCGCCGUGUGGAAGUGGUGCGACUUGGACGGCGACACCGAUCGCUCCGUCUCGCGCCACGAGCUCUUCCCCAUCCGUGCUCCGCUGGUCAGUCUCGAGCACUGCAUCGCACCCUUCCUCGAGUCCUGCGACUCCAACAAGGACCAUCGCAUCACCCUGGUGGAGUGGGGCGCCUGCCUGGAGCUGGAUCCCGAGGACCUUAAGGAGCGUUGCGACGACGUCCAGCGGGCUCAGCCCCAUCUUCUGGGCUAGGCCACAGCUCAUUUUCCAUAUCCACUAGGUUGCUACUUGUUUCCUUAAUCCUAAAAAAUGUCUACUUUAGCAAGUUAUUGUGUAAAUGAUCGCUUUUCAAUGAAAUAUAUUACAACUUCUUUGAAAUAAUACGCAUUUUGAAAAA
Messenger RNA from Drosophila sechellia, 1171 nucleotides. It is a transcript of the gene SPARC, whose product is annotated as secreted protein, acidic, cysteine-rich. Bases 127 to 1026 code for a protein of 299 amino acids. NCBI's taxonomy places the organism in Eukaryota, Metazoa, Arthropoda, Insecta, Diptera, Drosophilidae. The record is from RefSeq and is a predicted model, not a curated record. Gene Ontology annotation, biological process: anatomical structure development. Gene Ontology annotation, molecular function: extracellular matrix binding; calcium ion binding; collagen binding. The transcript has 3 exons.